Molecule: messenger RNA, 2142 nt
Organism: Fukomys damarensis (Damara mole-rat)
Lineage: Eukaryota; Metazoa; Chordata; Mammalia; Rodentia; Bathyergidae
Gene: Mroh6
Product: maestro heat like repeat family member 6
Exons: 14
Cellular component (GO): cytoplasm
Source: RefSeq, a predicted model, not a curated record
AUGGCUGGUGGUGUAUGGGGCAGGGGCAGGGGCCAGGGAGCCACUGUGGGGGCCCUAACCCUGACAGCUGUAGCUGAAGGGAUCCGGGCCAGCCAGGGACAACCCCUGGGACCCCUUUCCACCAGCUCUCAGUCCAAGCCCCAGGAACUUGAACUUGAGGCUGAGCCCCAGGUCCACGCUGCCACCACUGCCUCUGAGGUUGAGCCUGGAAGUACGGCGACUGCCCCCACAGCCAGCAGUGAGCCCUACUCCCCACACAAUGCUCGGGAGGCAGUCCUUGAGGGACCCCACCAGGUCCCCCAGAGUUCCUUGGAGGAGGGCGCCCUUGCCGACCUGGCCAUGUACACGGCUGCCUGCCUGGAGGAGGCUGGCUUUGCCGGGACCCAGGCCACAGCGGUCACUUUGUCUUCAGCCCUGGAGGCCAGGGGGGAGAAGUUGGAGGACCAGGUGCACGCUUUAGUGUGCGGGUUGCUGGUACAGGUGCCCACCCUGGCUGAAGGGAGGCCCCGGAGGGCGGCUCUGCGAGUGCUUAGUGCACUGGCCCUGGAGCACGCACAGGACGUGGUGCGCGCACUGCUUCCGCGCUCGCUGCCACUGGACCGGGCAGCAGCUGAGCUGUGGCGCAGCCUAAGUCGGAACCAGCGAGUAAAUGGGCAGGUGCUGGUGCAACUGCUGUGGGCACUGAAGGGGGCUUCUAGGCCUGAGCCCAAGGCAUUGGCGGCCACACGUGCCCUUGGGGAGAUGCUGACUGUAUCAGGCUGUGUGGGAGCCACACGAGGCUUCUACCCACACCUGCUGCUUGCACUAGUCACGCAGCUACAUGAGUUAGCUCGUGAUGGGUGCUCUCCUGAAAGUCCUAAGGUUUGGGUCCUAUCCCACAGAGGGCCACCACACAGCCAUGCCAGCUGCACAGUGGAAGCAUUGAAGGCCCUGCUCACUGGAGAUGGUGGCCGCAUGGUGGUCACAUGUAUGGAGCAGGUGGGAGGCUGGAGGAGACUGGUAGGAGCCCACACCCACCUGGAGGGUGUCUUGCUGCUGGCCAGUGCCAUGGUAGCACAUGCAGACCACCACCUGAGAGGCCUCUUCGCAGACUUGCUUCCCCGGCUGCGCAGCACUGAUAACUCACAGCGCCUCACGGCUAUAGCUUUCUUCACCGGGCUGCUGCAGAGCUCGCCUACCGCACGGCUACUGCGGGAAGACGUCAUCUUGGAGCGGCUUCGCACCUGGCAGCGUGACCCGGAGCCCACGGUGCGCUGGCUGGGUCUCUUAGGCCUCCGCCACCUGGCACUGAAUUGCAGGAAGAUACGGCACAUGAGUACUCUGCUGCCUGCUCUGCUGGGCGCGCUGGGCGAGGGUGAUGUGCGGCUCGUGGGCACAGCGCUGGGUGCACUGAGAAGGCUACUGGUACAGCCGGGUGCGCCUGUGCGGCUCCUGAGCUGGCAGCUCAGACCACGCCUCCCACUGCUGCUGGAUGACCCCCGGGACUCAGUCCGUGCCUCAGCAGUUGGGCUCCUGGGGACGCUGGUUCGGCGGGGCCAGCGCUGGCUUCGGGUGGGACUUCAUGGCCCCCUUCGGAAGCUGGUGCUGCAGAGUCUCGUUCCACUGCUGUUGCGCCUGCAUGACCCUAGCCAAGACACUGCCGAGAGUUCAGAGUGGACCCUGGCCCGCUGUGACAAGGCUCUUCGCUGGGGCCUACUGGAGGAGAUGGUCACUGUGGCCCACUACGACAGCCCAGAGGCUCUAAGCCGUGUCUGCUACCGCCUGGUCCAGCAAUACCCGAGCCACAUCCCCUGCUUCCUGAGCCAGACCCAGGGCUACCUGAGAAGCCCACAGGAUUCCCUACGCAGGGCUGCUACUGUGCUUUUAGGAUUCCUGGUCUAUCAUGCGAGCCCUAGGCACGUCGACCAGGAUCUGCUGGACUCCCUGUUCCAAGACCUAGGGCAGCUGCAGAGCGACCCAGAACCUGCAGUGGCUGCGGCAGCACAUGAGUCCACACAGCAGGUGGCGCUGCUGGCCCAUGCACAGGCCCAACCAAGGCAGCGCCUCCUCCUGCGCCUGGUCUCUCGCAAUACCCACUGGGCCAGGCCCACACCGUGCUAUGCUGACAGCCCAUUCCAGCGCCGGAGCCUUGAAGGCCGGUGG